GCAUGUUAUUAUAUAUAAUACGGCAUAGCGCGCUUAGCUCCGCUACAUAUUCUUUCCUGGGUUGUCAUUCUAUACCUAGAUGGAGGAGAUAGCCGAGCAAUAUUGAUUACCAGACUGGCAAUCAAUCCCCGAUGCUAAGAGAUAUGAUUAUCUUGCGUCAAAAUGUAACGAUGGGGUGGGAAUAAAGCAAGUUAUAUAUGAGGAGUUACUGGAAUGGUCCCCAAUUAUUCGGAUCUAAUGAAGUAUAUCUAGGUUAGUAUAUUCCCUUAAUUCCUCCCCCCACUCUUCGGUGUUAUACUGCAGCAUGGCGUCUCGGGGGCUGCAUGGGACACUCUUGUGAGGGGUCGAACUUAUGAGCAUUUCUCCGUUUGGAUACUUUCUAUGUAAUGUCUAGUUAUUAUAAAUAAACAAACGUUUGAAUAUGAGCAGUGUCGAAGGACCAAUAACUAAGAAGUCCUGGCAGGAAUUGCAGGCUGCAAAAAAGGCCGAGCAGGACUCGAGAAUACCGGCGGAAUGGAAAUUGAAACCGGCAGACAUUCCGCCGGAAGACACCGUUGACCUCCGCCCCUUUGUUAGCACAUUCAAUAUAUUAUCUCCGGCCGAGCUGGUAAUUACUAGUGAGGAAUACGAUGCAACAUCUUUGGCGACCGCCAUUGCCACAGGCAAAUUCACAGCCGUAGAGGUCGUGACGGCAUUCUGUAAACGCGCCGCGAUAGGCCAUCAGCUCUGCAACAUGCUGACGGAAAUCAUGUUCGCGGAUGCAAUAGAGCGAGCUAAAGAACUAGACAGCAUCUUCAAAAGCACGGGGAAGGUGGUCGGGCCCCUGCAUGGGGUUCCUAUGACAUUCAAGGAGUGCUUCCAUUUCAAGGGGUACGACUCGACGAAUGGGUACAUGUCCCGAGUCUUCCAGCCGGCCGACCGCACGUCGCCUUUGCCGGAACUCUUGCAAGCUGCCGGGGCGGUAAUCAUUUCGAAGACAAAUGUACCACAGACGAUGCUGGUUGCGGAGAGCCAUAAUAAUGUAUUUGGGCGCACUAAGAACCCUGUGAACUCCCGUUUGACAUGUGGCGGAAGUAGCGGUGGCGAGGGUGCAAGCCAGGCCUUUCGCUGCAGUGCUCUCGGCGUCGGAACCGAUGUGGGCGGAUCGGUACGAAUACCAGCUGCUUGCAACGGCGUUUACGGGUAUAAACCAAGCUUUGGGAUCAUCCCCAUGACCGGGUAUUCCUACUCCGGCUGGACAGGCUCCAACACGGGAAUUCCAGCUGUGACCGGUCCUUUGGGCCAUUCCGUGCGUGACCUUGACCUGUUCACUCGCAUUGUCAGGGACGCGAAGCCUUGGAGUUUCGACCCUGCCGUGAUUCCGAAUAUCAUGGAACUCGGCACCACAGCGACGCGGAAACCCAUCGUCGGCGUUAUCCACGCAUCUGGCCUUACGCCUCACCCACCGGUCCGCCGGGCCUUACGAGAAGCCGCAGCUAAGCUCUCGGCAGCCGGGUUCGAGACCAGGGACUUUGACCCGCCGGACUUCAUCGGCAUCCGCGAUGUAUCAGAGCAGUUAUUCACGCUAGACGGGCUCUCGUUCCCAAGACAAGAGUUCGCCAAGUCGGGCGAGCCGAUCGUGCCCAGCGUCAAGAAGAUCGGGUUCUUGGAUCUCCCGCGGAAGACCCAGGAGGAGGCUUGGCAGUGGAAUACCAAGAAAUUGGGGAUUCAGAAGCAGAUGCUAGACGAGUGGCAAAGGGUGGGCUGUGAUGUCGUUCUGGCUCCUGCUGGUCCGCAUACGGCGGUGUUGCCGGGGGAUUGGACGAGCGAUAUUUACACCGUGGCUUGGAAUGUGGUUGAUUAUCCUGCUAUCAUCAUCCCCUUCACGCAUGCCGAUCCGGCUCUCGACCCCGUGGACGCCGAAUUCAAGGCUAAGCACGAGACCGACCAGAAGAAUCAGGACAUGUAUGACCCGGAGCUUUUCAAGGGCGCGCCUGUGGCAUUGCAAAUUGUUGGUCCGAGAUUAGGGGACAAGCAACUACUCAAGGACGUCGAGCUUCUCGACAGUGUGCUGAACGGCACUGCUUGAUCCACUUGAAUCCUCGACGUGUUUGAUCUUUGGCCUGCUCGCAUCCGUCUCCUGUUGGCAUCUGACCGCAGGGCGGCACGUUCUUUGCUCAACUAUCAGCUUUUCCAGCUGGUCUUAAGGAAAACUAACGAAUAUAUCUCUUAUGAACAACCCUUGGUAGUCUAGUUGGUUAUGGCGUUCGGCUGUAAUUGUAAACGUGAUUGUUACCGAAAAGUCACCGGUUCGAUUCCGGUCCGAGGGAUGAUACAUUUUUGUCAUGUUCGUUCGUGUCUAUUGCUUUUGCUUGGACCCGGGCUUUGAUACUCUAAGAAGUAAGUGCAUGUAGUGGCGAGGACUAGGGUUAAACCAUCAUUUUUAUUUUUAUUUUUAGUGCAAAGUCUAGCGUCGACUUGUAGCCUUAUUUUCAGCUGUGGAUUUUCUAAUAGCUAAAAAGGGGGUAAAUUUUACAGUCAUUGGAUUUAUAGUCGCACACGAGGAUGGACAUCUGGGAUAUGUGGGAUUUAAAAGACUAUUAUCUAAAGACAAAUAUGAGAGCUAACUUUCAACA
Messenger RNA from Daldinia decipiens, 2615 nucleotides. RefSeq names its product amidase. The transcript is spliced from 3 exons. NCBI's taxonomy places the organism in Eukaryota, Fungi, Ascomycota, Sordariomycetes, Xylariales, Hypoxylaceae. The record is from RefSeq and is a predicted model, not a curated record. Bases 422 to 2068 code for a protein of 548 amino acids.